Molecule: messenger RNA, 1137 nt
Organism: Didymosphaeria variabile
Lineage: Eukaryota; Fungi; Ascomycota; Dothideomycetes; Pleosporales; Didymosphaeriaceae
Exons: 3
Coding region: 1-1137 (378 amino acids)
Biological process (GO): glycoprotein catabolic process; carbohydrate metabolic process
Molecular function (GO): beta-mannosidase activity
Source: RefSeq, a predicted model, not a curated record
AUGGCUCCGACGACAAGCGUACACGAAUUGACGGACGGUUGGACUUUCAAGCAGGCCGACGACACCUCGGAAAAUGCAUGGCUGCCGGUCAAGAGAGUCCCGACCAAUGUUCAUCUGGACCUCAUCGAUAAUGCCAAGAUACCUGACCCCUUUCUGGGCUUUAACGAGCUUGAGGCCGAGUGGGUAGCAGAUAAAACCUGGACGUACAAAGUGCAGCUGCCAGAUAUGAAGGUCCCGCAAGAUGGCUCUGUUACGGUCCUGGCCUUCGAUGGCCUCGACACCUUUGCGACUGUCAAGCUCAAUGGCGAAGUCAUCCUCGAAAGCGACAAUAUGUUUAUCCCUCAUCGUGUGGACAUCACAAAACGGGUGGCGCAGGGUUCGGCCAACAGUCUCGAAGUCGACUUCGCCUCUGCAAGAUUGGAAGCCAUCAAGAUUCGGGAAGCUCACCCAGAACACACGUGGGUUGGCUUCAACGGCGACAUGUCUCGGCUGGCAGUGCGAAAAGCGCAGUACCACUGGGGCUGGGAUUGGGGACCUAUGCUCAACACUUGCGGCCCAUGGCGACCUAUCCGACUGGAAACUUAUCAUUCGAGAGUCACGGAUCUUCGUAUUGAAUAUGCUCUAGAUGAGAGUCUCAAAACUGCUACUGGGUCCCUAGAGGCUAGAAUAGAGGGGUCAUCGGGCCAGAGUGUGUCAUUUGAAAUGCGCUGUGGAGAAGACUUGGUUUCCCAGAUCUCCGCGGACAUCUACGGUGGUGUCGCCCAGGUUGAAUUUAGAGUGGGCGAUGUUCGGCUUUGGUACCCUCAUGGGUAUGGAGAUCAACCGCUGUACACGGUCACUGCGACUGUGUCAGCUGACGGUGUCACUUUGCAUCAAGCGACCCGUCGGACCGGCUUCCGCAAAGGAGAAUUGAUUCAAGAGCCAGACUCUGUGGGGAAAACCUUCUUUUUCAGGAUCAACGGCGUCGACAUCUUCUGUGGUGGAUCGGAUUGGAUACCGGCUGACUCGUUCACGCCCCGUAUCUCAAAAGGGAGGUAUCGCAGAUGGCUCGAAACGAUGGUCGAUGGCUAUCAGGUCAUGAUACGUAUUUGGGGCGGAGGCAUAUGGGAGGAAGAUGUUUUUUUACGAGCUUUGUGA